Misgurnus anguillicaudatus (oriental weatherfish) is the source of this 2596-nucleotide messenger RNA. The record is from RefSeq and is a predicted model, not a curated record. Lineage: Eukaryota; Metazoa; Chordata; Actinopteri; Cypriniformes; Cobitidae.
CUAGGGAUGCACCGAAUAUUCGGCCACCGAAAAUUUUCGGCCGAAAAUGGCUCAAAAGUGCAUUUUCGGUUUUCGGCCGAAAGACUUUAAUGACCGAAACAAUACGGCCGAAAUGUUGUGAUGACGCAAACAGAACCGCGACCUGCACGUGCUUGUUUGAAGCAACAUGUCUGCGGUGUGGACUUAUUUCAGUGUAUCUGAGAAAGACCCACGGACAGCGAUUUGCAAAACCUGUAAUGCUGAGAUUUCAAGAGGGGGUGCAUCUGCAAAGACCUUCUCCACGUCGGGUUUAAUUUAUCACCUUAAAUCCAAACAUUACGAUCGCUACGCUGAAUAUGAGAGGAACGCGGCACAGAAGAGGAAAGCGCCUCCGAGCACACCCACUACGUCUGUGGCGGACGUUUUUGAAAAGGCAAGGAAGUUUCCCAGUGAUGGUGUCAAGGCAAAAGGCAUUACACAAAAGAUCAUGGAAUUUAUUGCCUUAGAUGAUCAGCCAUUCUCUGUCGUAGAAGAUGUGGGAUUUCGUAGGCUGAUCGAGCACAUUGAGCCCCGUUAUGUCAUGCCAAGCAGACGACAUUUAUCAGAGGUGUGUUUACCGGAGCUGUUUAAUGUUGUUGCAACUCACGUCCAUGAGCAUAUAGCUGCAGGUAUGUCAGCAAUCAGUUUCACUACAGAUAUAUGGAGCUCAGACGUCAGCAUUACCAGUAUGCUCAGUCUAACCGCACAAUGGAUCGACGCGGAUUUCCAGCUGCAAAAGAUUCUGCUCCAUUCACAAGAGUUUCGAGGGUCACAUACAGCAGCAGCCAUUUCUGAUGCAUUCGCCAAUAUGUUCGACACAUGGCAUAUCGACAAAUCUAAAGUGCAUGUCAUUGUCAGUGACAAUGCAAGAAACAUGACAAAAGCGAUAGAAGACAGCCAGCUGAAGGGAAUACGGUGCAUGGCCCACACACUACAUUUAGCUGUGAAUGAAGGAGUGUUGUCUCAACGCAGCGUAAAAGACGUACUGGGUAUAGGCAGAAGAAUUGUUGGCCACUUCAAACAUUCUCAGCUGGCCUAUUCCCGCUUGCAGUCUAUGCAAGAUCAGCUUGGAACACCAUUAAAACGGUUCCAGCAAGACGUGAGUACACGAUGGAACAGCACUUUUUACAUGUUGCAAAGCCUCUUUGCGCAAAAGCGAGUCUUGGCUGCAUAUAGCGCAGACCACGAGCUCCCCGCGACAUUCACUUCACACCAGUGGGUCUUAAUAGAGAACAUUCUCUCUCUUCUUGCACCAUUUGAACAGCUAACUAAAGAGAUAAGCUCCUCUGAUGCAUCUGUAGCGGAUGUUAUUCCUUUAAUCGCAGCACUAAAGCGUCUCCUAAGCAAAGAGGUUGUGACGGACCACGGAGUGAAAACAAUGAAAAGUACACUCUUAGAGUCUGUCACCACACGUUUCACGGAGAUCUAUUCGGAUCCUCUGCACUUCAUCGCGACUGUACUUGAUCCGCGUUAUAAAGACCAUUACUUGGAUGCGGAAAUAAAGCAACGCGCACGAGAAAUGAUCCAGGACGCGAUGGAUGCGGAAUACCCGCGUGAAGACGGAGCAGCGCCCAGCGCAGGAGAAGGAGAUCAGAGCGCAGAAAAAAAGACGCGUCUCUCUGCACCAGAUGAGGGGCAUGCACCCUCAUUGUCUGAUAUGUUCAGUGAAAUCCUGCAAGAAAGUGCCUCACAUAAUAGUAAUAGGCAGAUGACAAGUUCAACCGCUCAACAGCUAGAUGGUUAUCUGUCUGAAGUCCCCAUCCCCAGAAGUGAUAACCCUCUUGCCUACUGGAGAAGUAAUCACAGCCGCUUUCCUGACCUGGCAAAGAUGGCACGCAAGUACUUGUCUGCUCCAUGCACAAGCACUGACAGUGAGAGACUGUUCAGUGCAGCAGCUCAUGUUCUCGAUGAGAAGAGGAACAGACUUCACUGUGAUAAAGCAGAGAAGCUACUUUUCAUCAAGAAAAACCUGCCACUUUACCUCAAGAAGUAGAAUCGGCUUGUUUGUCUAUGUUCAAAUAUUUAUUAUCCGCUUUGCACAUCUGCAAUUCUUGGUGCAGUUGUUGUUGUUAAAGUUCUACAGUUUUGAUACACUGUUAUGUUGAAGGCCUACAGAGAAAAAAUAUUGUUGUUUCUUUAAGCAGUUGCACUUGUUCUGAAUGCACUUUCUUGUAGCAGUCCUACAGAGAAAAAUUUAAAAUGCACUUGACCUAAAUGCACUAUGUUUUUAUAAGAGAACGUUUAAUUUUAAAACCUACUGGCCUGUACAUUAUUAUUUAUAUUAUUUUCAUUAUGAGUGGGGUCAAGUUAAACAUUUUAGUUUGAAAUUUUCUAUUUUUUUGUACUGUGCAUUGUUGUGCUAAAUAAAUAUUUGCAUAAUUUGUAAUUGAUUUAUUCUUUGAAACUUUAAUAUAAUUUUAUGCAAUUGCAAUGCCUUGAUUUGAGUAAAGUUAGUACACAGCCAUAGCCAUAAAUGCAAUGGUACUAAUAAUUAGCAUAAUUUCUUUCGGUGUUUCGGUUUUCGGUUUUCGGCCUUGGUUUCCUCUUUUUCGGUUUUCGGUUUCGGCCAAGAUUUUUC